This is a messenger RNA of Rhagoletis zephyria (snowberry fruit fly), 681 nucleotides long. The record is from RefSeq and is a predicted model, not a curated record. NCBI's taxonomy places the organism in Eukaryota, Metazoa, Arthropoda, Insecta, Diptera, Tephritidae.
AUGGGUCUCUUCGGAAAGGACACCAAGACCACUCCCAAGGAGCAGGUGAGGGAGUGGACGUCGAAACUUCGAAAACAGCAGAUGCUGAUAGACCGCCAGAUCCGAGCCAUUCAACGCGAGGAAGACAAAGUAAAGAUGGAGUUGAAGAAAAACGCCAAAUCUGGCAAUCGUGACGUUUGUCUAGUCUUUGCAAAGGAGAUUGUCAACUCUCGAAAAGCGGUCAACCGAAUGCACACAUCCAAGGCCCACCUAAACUCGAUCAUGAUGAACAUGAAUCAGCAGCUGGCUACUCUGAGAAUAUCAAACUCGCUUGAGAAAUCAACUGACGUCAUGCGCUCCAUGCAAAACCUUGUCAAGGUGGCGGAGGUCUCUCAGGUGAUGCAAGAAAUGUCGCGAGAAAUGAUGAAAGCCGGCAUCAUCGACGAGAUGCUCGAGGAGACCCUGGAAGACACCCUCGGCGGGGAAGAGCUCGAGGAGGAGGCCAACGCUGAGGUGGACAAGGUCCUCUUUGAGAUAACCGACGGACAGCUCGGCACGGCACCUUCUGUCGUCUCCGACUCGUUGCCGAGCAUUUCAGUGAAGGAGAAAAAGACACCGGCAGCGCCCGCCAAGGUGGCCGCUGAAGAGGACGAGGAUGAUAUCAGCGAGAUGCGGCAACGACUGGAGGCUCUGCGAAACUGA